This is a messenger RNA of Conger conger (European conger), 3264 nucleotides long. RefSeq names its product homer protein homolog 2-like. The transcript has 9 exons. Gene Ontology annotation, biological process: G protein-coupled glutamate receptor signaling pathway; regulation of store-operated calcium entry. Lineage: Eukaryota; Metazoa; Chordata; Actinopteri; Anguilliformes; Congridae. The record is from RefSeq and is a predicted model, not a curated record. The coding region runs from base 491 to 1552 and encodes 353 amino acids. Gene Ontology annotation, cellular component: dendrite; cytoplasm; plasma membrane. Gene Ontology annotation, molecular function: G protein-coupled glutamate receptor binding.
ACGUGGGAGGGCUAUUCGAGCAGGUGUGAUCCGCUCAGUGUCGCUGCUGUAGCUGAGUUAGAAAUCGAGCUCGUUCUUCAUUCUAACUGGGGAAUAGAGAACCGAUCGGUUUAGAAAUAUAUGAAACGUUGUAAUAGCAUAUUCUUUUUAAAGCUUAAUAUUUUUACUGUCACUGGGGGGGUUUUGCGCUGUUGUCAUUUCACCGUUUGCAAAGCUUCUUACAUGACACAGGCUUCCGUGUGUAGACAGGGAAGCCUUCACAACAACGAACAUUUAAAGAGCCUUCAGUGCGCGAGUGAGUCAGAUCUCAGUUCUGCGCUGACUGCUUCUUGGAGUGUGGACCCGAUAUGGACUCAACGAAGAGCUAGUGACAGGACUGGAUAUUUAGUUCGUUUAGAAUUUACAAAAAAUAUAUAUAUAUCUUAAGCUACUGUAAUUUACACCGGAUAUAAUUUUGGACGCUGGGGUUUUGUUGUAAAAGUCUGUGGAAAUGGGGGAGCAGCCCAUCUUCACCACCCGCGCUCAUGUCUUCCAAAUCGACCCCAGCACCAAGAAGAACUGGGUCCCUGCCAGCAAGCAGGCCGUCACAGUCUCCUACUUCUACGACAGCACGCGGAACAGCUAUCGCAUCAUCAGUGUGGAUGGCUCCAAGGUUAUCAUCAAUAGCACAAUCACACCCAACAUGACUUUCACCAAAACCUCACAGAAGUUUGGCCAGUGGGCUGACAGCAGGGCCAACACUGUGUUCGGCCUUGGCUUUCCCUCCGAACAGCACCUGGCCAAGUUUGCUGAGAAAUUCACAGAAGUCAAAGAGGCAGCAAAAGUGGCAAAGGACAAAUCUCAAGACAAAAUGGAAACCUCCAGUAAUCACUCCCAGGAAUCUGGCCGUGGGACCCCCUCCUCCACACAAGCCUCCAGCUUCAACGGCACGGACGACGAGAAGAUCUCUCACGUGGAGCCAGAAGACGUGGUGCUGCAGAGCGAGAACAACCGUCUGAAGGCUGCUGUGGAGCAGGGCAACACGAAUGCCAAGAAGUGGGAGACGGAGCUUCAGACUCUGAGAGAUGGCAAUGCCAGGCUGGUUGACUCUCUCAACGAGGCCAACGCCAGUGUGGAGACCUGGAAGAAGCAGGUGCUCAUCUGCCAGGAGGAAAGCACCCACCUACGAAACAAGAUCGCAUCAUUGGAGACACAAAGCAAUGAGGUCAAUCAGGAGAAGGAGACAAACUCCAGGCUUACAAGUCGAGUCAAGGAGCUGGAGGCUGACCUGCAGGACAAGGAUUUGGAGCUGGAAAACCUGAGGAAGCAAGCUGAGAUAAUCCCUCAGCUCAUGGGCGAGUGUGACGGCAUCACUGAGAAACUAAAGGCUGCGGAGAGGAAGAACGGUGAGCUGGAGGCCCGCGUGGAGGCGCUUCAGAAGGACGUGGAGGAGAAGCAGCAGCAGCAGGGCAGCUUGAAGCGUGAGCUGAAAAAGAUGACGGACACGCUGGACGGAAAGCUGGAUGAGCUGCAGGAGUUCAGACAGGGCCUGUCCAAACUGGGGACUGAUUAAGGGCAAGGGCCAGAGGAGGCCAAUAGAGCAAAUGUCAGAGGUGGAAGAGAACUGGUGCCAUACCCCUCCCUUUCUUCAAAAAAAUAUACAAAUACAUAAAGAGGGUGAAAUUAAAUGAGAGGUCAGACCACUUCAGCAAGUUGCAAUUUUUAUUUUUUUUUGGAAAUUUACUUUUUUUCUUUUUUAUGGGGAGGGGUUUGUGGAAUUGGUUCAAAUUGACAGGGACAGGAUUGAGUCUCAGGUUUCUUGAAUAAAGUGUGUGUUAGGCUUCCACAGGUUUGGACUUUCAGUUGGAGGACAUUUUGAAAGGGCUAAUAAUUAAAUGGUGAAAUGAGCCAUAGAACAGGAGAAGACCGAAGCAGGAAUUAGUCGGAGUGAAUUGGGUGGGGGAGGGGGGGAAGGGAAAUGUGAAUCCGUAUGACUGCCUGCAGUUAAUUCACACUGAUCUCAGGUCAGUUGAAAUGGUUGUUUUCCAGGAUAUGCACAUUGAAACACUGCACAGUAUCACACAAAGUGCCUCAAUACUGGGGCCUUCUAAACUGACAAGAAGGCUCAUCACUCUCUGUAGGUAAACACAUUUAUACAACUCUAACAGGAGUUAUUUGAGAUUAUAGUGUUGAGGACUAACAACAUAAAUAAAGUGUAGAUUUAUGGACAUACAUGUGCAUAUUUAAGAAAGAAUAAAUCUUGUUACUAUUGUGCAAGUUCUAUGUUUCCAAAUAUUGCAACAAUUCUGAUAUUUUGAACAUGUCCACAGCUCUAACUGCACAGCGUCAGGGAGUAGUACAUUAGAAGCAAGAUGCAGUUGCAUCCUGUGAAUGUUGUGGCUUAUUUACCAUGUAUGAAAGCAGCUUCUGUCCAAUGGUUUCUGGGAAUCUUUUGUUGGUGCUGUGAAUACACCAUUUGCAAGACUGUACUGUAUGUGCAUUAGGGUAAGGGAUCGUUUUAUGUCUGAUUAGCCAUGUUGUAGGGAACGAUAGCUACACCCAAACCGGGCGAUGGGGACCCCAAUUCCGAUGGCUGUGUUUAAAGAGAUUUGUAUGCAUGGUGUGAAUUUAGGUGAUUCUUUGAACAAAGUUUAUGGUGGUAGUUCCCACACGACUGGCUUUUUUCCAUGAUGGUGUUUUUGUGGGAAGCGGGAAAGGAAGGUGUUUUGUUGCUGCUAGACUGUGGAAUAAUGUUUAAGUGUAACAGGUGCUGUGGACCUUCCAACACCUGAUGAAUUCACCGUUUCUCUAAAAUGUCUAUCAGCCCUAGUACCAGUCGAUUUGUAGAUUUCAAAGUCCUGCCUCCAGCAGUGGGCUUUUCUGGGUUCAGACACUACUGUAUAUGUAAUACUUUGGUUGGGUAUGUGCACACUGUUCACUGUUUGAAAGAAGAGCCAUGUCUGCUUCUCAUGGGAAUCCACAAAAAAUCUUGUACACGAAACAUCGCAAUGUUGUGAAUGUGUUUUUUAAUCACAGUUUAAAACUUGGAAUGAAAGGUAACGUUCACUACAGAAGUCUGAUGUGGAUUAGGGCCAUCUCUGUUUUUAAAAACGCGUCACUUUUUUCCCUUGCUAAAUAAACCAAUUACUCCAGUAUACACUUGUGAUUUCUAUUCUGUAUUGUACAACAUGGGGUUCAUAAAUGUUAGAAUACAGUUUGAGAUAUGGCGAGUCAGGUGUCAGCAGUCUCAAAACUGCAAGCGAAUAAAGAUUGUUGUGUUGUAAA